Molecule: messenger RNA, 3189 nt
Organism: Camellia sinensis
Lineage: Eukaryota; Viridiplantae; Streptophyta; Magnoliopsida; Ericales; Theaceae
Source: RefSeq, a predicted model, not a curated record
AUGGGCGUCCCUGAUCAGAGUAUCUCCUCAGCAACUCUAGAGGACAUGUGGUCCACUGAGAGACUCACUCCCAAGGAGGUCAGCAUCGUUAUGUUGGGUACUGAUGUGAUUCUGCACAUGGAGGAGGGAGAGUAUGUGAAUUACCGCCAUACAUACCUCACGGCCCCACUGACAAGUAUCCAUACUCCUACGAGGAGGGCUGCUAGUGCAUCAUCGUUAGCUCGAGCCCGGGCCGUAGAUGCUCCUUCGACUAGCUGGGCCGGCAUAUCGAGGAGUGGGGCUAUAUGUUGGGAAUUUCUGGAAGCACUGAUACUGGGAAGAAAAAGUCCUGCUUUUGAAGGGGAAAGAAAGAAAUUCCUUAUAGACUUGGUGUUUGAGGUUAGGUUUAGGAUGGGUUUGCUGAAUCAUAAAUGCAUUUCUGCAAGCUGGCAUGAUGAAGAAACUCUAACUGCUUUAUUGGUUAAAUUUUCUACAAAUUAUGAUAUUUGUCUUCUUAUUGAUGGUUAUUUCGCUGUGCACGUGCACGGGGAACCCCGUGAAUCAAAUGAGGCUUAUCAUCAUGAUAUACCCGUUGAGGGCAAUGAGGUUUUGGGAGGUAUUGAUGCCUUAGUGGAAGAUCAAAUAAGAGGGGAAUCAAGUAAUACAACUCAAGAGGAGGAGGUUCGCACUUUUGAUAAAUUAUUGAAUGAUGCCAAACGUGAGGUGUACCCAGGUUGCACAAAUUACACUUUGUUAAAAUUUGUCAUCGAGAUACUUAAUAUGAAGGUAACAAACCAUUGGAGUAAUAAGUCAGUUGACAUGAUGCUAGAGUUUUUAACAAAACUUUUACCGAAGGAUAAUUUGGUUCCAAAGUCAACUUAUGAAGCUAAAAAAAUACUACGUGAAUUGGGUUUGUCAUACGAGCUCAUUGAUGCUUGUGUAAACGAUUGUGUGCUCUUUUGGAAGGGGAAUGCAACACCAGAUAAAUGUCCAAAUUGUAAGGCUUCUAGAUACAAGACAAAUCAUGGUAGAGGUAAGAAGAUCUCUCGUAAGGUUCUUCGAUACUUCCCGUUAACACCGAGAUUGAAAAGGUUGUACAUGUCGAGGAAGAGAGCCGAGGAAAAACGUCUAGAUGACGGUGUAUUGAGGCAUCCUGCAGAUAGUGAUGAGUGGAAGGAAUUCGAUACACAACAUCCUGAAUUUGCCUUGGAGCCUCGGAAUGUGAGGCUAGGGUUGGCUACUGAUGGUUUCAACCCUUUCGGAAAUAUGAAUAACUCAUAUAGUUUGUGGCCUGUCGUACUCAUUCCGUACAACUUGCCACCGUGGUUGGCUAUGAAGGACCCAUUUUUCAUGCUGUCAUUACUUAUUCCUGGUGAAUCACAACCAGGAAUUGAUAUUGAUGUCUACAUGAGACCUUUAGUGGAAGAAUUGAAUGAAUUAUGGAAAAAUGGUACAUUAACCUAUGAUGCCUCGACUGGUGAGACUUUCUGCAUGCGUGCAGCUUUGCUGUGGACGAUACAUGAUUGGCCCGCAUUUGGUGACAUUUCUGGAUGGAGAACAAAGGGUCAUUACUCUUGUUACACUUGCAAUGAUGAACCAUAUUUUGAAUCUUUAAGAAGUAAGACUGCGUACAGUAACCAUCGAUGCUACUUGCCUGAUGACCACCCAGAAAGGCGAAAGAGUAGAGCAUAUAAUGGCAAGCAUGAAAAACGGAAGAGAUCUUUGGUGAUACCGAUAGAAAAGAUUGAAGAACAAUUGGGCAGCGUGACGGGUGUCACAUAUGGAAAACAUCCAAGCAACAGGAAAAGACCUCGUCAGAACCCAAAUUGGACAAAGGUAAGCAUCUUGUAUAAGCUACCGAAGAACAAGGACACAGAAAAAGCACGGAUUGAUUUAGCAAAUUUAAAAAUUCGGAAGGAGUUACACCUACAGAGUCAUGGUGAUGGGUCAUUUGUGAAGCCUCCAGCUGUGUACGCAUUAUCUACGAAAGAAACACAAGGCUUUGGUGCUUUUUUGAAAUCAAUAAAGUAUCCCGAUGGUUAUGAAGCAAACAUCUCCAAUUGCGUGAAUACUGACAGUGGCAAAAUCUCAGGCCUCAAAAGUCAUGAUUGUCAUGUGCUUGUACACCGACUACUUCCAGUUGGGAUGCGCAGGAAAUUUCUUCCAACAACAAUGUUCAAAGACGUUGAAGGGAUUGAAACCGUGCAUAAUCGAGAUGCACGAAAUGAAGAUUAUGGAGUCCGUCGUGAAGGUUUGAUAAUAUUCACCGAAACUGCUCGUCCUAUUGGCCAAAUCAGAAAGCAUGUUGAGAUGUCACAGGAACUUCGUGAUAUUGCUCAUUGGUUCUUAUUAUAUAAUAGCCCUGAGAUAGAGAAGUAUCUUCAGGAACAUAAGAAUUUGUUACAAAUUCCCAGUGGACAAGAUAUAACUCAGAUACAACAGAAGGAAUUUCCAAAGUGGUUCAAAGAAUUUAUAAAUAGAUUGAGAGUUGAUGAGGCACCAGAAGCAAUCGAAGAAUUGUGGUCAUUAGCGAAUGGUCCUAAUUUGCUAGUGAAAGAGUACUCGGGUUGUAUAAUCAAUGGUGUAAGAUUCCAUACGAAGGAAUUAGACAAUCGUCGUCAGAGUCAAAACAGUGGUGUGCUUACCGAAGGGAACUACAAGGGAGAGAUGCACGAAUUCUACGGUCACUUGUGUAAUAUUUGGGAAUUUGAGUACAUGUGUCAAAAUAAAGUUGUUUUGUUUCAAUGUGAAUGGUACAACACCGGUAACACUGGUAGAAGUAGAACAGUACGAGCUGACACAUAUUGCACAAGCAUCGAUGUCACAAGCCGAUGGUAUCAAUCUGACCCUUUUAUCUUGCCUAGUCAAGCUAAGCUAGUGUUCUACCUGAAUGACACCAAAUGGGGGCAACCUUGGCAAGUCGUGCAACGGGUCCAACAUAGAGGUGUGUUUGAUGUGCCAGAGGUUGGUGAUGGAGAACCACCAGAUCAACCAGAAUUUAAUGAUGCAUUCCAACAAGAAAACAUUAACUCAGUUGUCCCGAUCAACAUUGAAGAUAUUAUUCGAUUUCAUAGGGAUGAUAUUGAAGCUGAGGUUAUUUCAAAUAAAACAAAGAGAGAUGGUAGAGAUGACGAAGAAGAUGAAGAAAUUAGCAUACUUGAUGAUGAUAUGGAUCCUGAUAUGGAACCUGAUAUGGAUUAUGAUAUGUAG